AUGGGAGACUCAGAGGCCAUCCUCAUCGGCGUUCUGGUUCCCGUCGUCGCCGUCGGCCUCAUAGUGCUCGGCUUGUUCUUUCUGGCACGCCAAAAGGCAACCGUCGGUCGUACUUUGAACCGCUCGGCGGCCUGA
Molecule: messenger RNA, 135 nt
Organism: Pyricularia pennisetigena
Lineage: Eukaryota; Fungi; Ascomycota; Sordariomycetes; Magnaporthales; Pyriculariaceae
Exons: 2
Coding region: 1-135 (44 amino acids)
Source: RefSeq, a predicted model, not a curated record